AUGGCAGACAAGCUUUUUGUCUCGGAUGACAAGGGAAACUCAAGCAUUCCUGUUGUCUCAGAGACCAAAGAGGACAAUGGGAUCCAUGUCGCCCGUCGUGGUGAAGAGAUUGCAGAGGACUCUUCCCUUGAGAAUGAGAUCGUCGGUUUCGAUGCUGCGCGGAUGAAGGCUCGCACUCUACUGACUGCGGCCGAGGAGAAGAAGCUGAUGCGGAGGGUGGAUUGGCAUCUCAUGCCAUUGUGCAGUAUCAUGUUCUUACUCAAGAACAUGGACUAUCAGAAUGCGGCCAACGCUCGAAUCAUGAAUAAGGGAACCCCAGACAACAUUAUGACCCAACUGCAUAUGACCGCGGAUGAGUACAACUUUGUCUCGACCAUUUACUUUAUACCUUACAUCAUCUUUGAGGCUCCGAGCAACCUAUUCAUCAAGAAGAUGCUUCCUUCUCGAUGGCAGUCCCGCAUCUUGAUCUCCUGGGGUCUUGCAAUCGCAUGCCAUGCUGCAGUCAAGAACAAGGCUGGACUCUAUACAGCCCGUUGGUUCCUCGGCAUGUGCGAAGCAGGCAUGUUUCCCGGCGUGCUACUGCAAAUGGUGUACUGGUACCGGCCCGACGAGAUGUCGAUUCGUCUCCUCUACUUUUAUGCUCUUGGAAACUUCUCCAAUGUCCUCAGUGGCGUGUUGGCAUUCGGCUUCGACACAAUCUCAGGGAGCCAUGGCCUUUCUGGGUGGCAAUGGCUGUUCCUCGUCGAAGGGGUCAUUACAAUUGCGUUUGGUAUCUUGCUAUUUUUCGUCUUGCCAGACUUCCCGAAGCAGGCCAAAUGGCUGAGCGAGAAGGAAAAGGCAUUCAUCCAAGCCCGCUUGCCCGCCAAUGCCCCGCGAGCGGAAGAAUUGAAUUUCAGCUUCCGCGAAAUCGUCACAGCUUUGAAGGACAAGAGGAUGUGGCUGUUUACGCUCGUCUGGGCAACGAUGACUGUUGGCACGACAGGUCUGGGGUUCUAUCAACCGACGGUCAUUGCGAACUUGGGAUUCACGUCAAUUGCGAAAAGCCAACUCCUGAAUAUACCCACGUCCUUCCUCUCCAUAACGAUCAUCGCCGUUUCCGGAUACUUCGCAGACAGCGCUUGGUUGCCUCGCCCCACAAUCCCACUCGGCUUCCUCGUGUCCAUAUUAGCAUGUUACAGCGUGCUGUACACGUUUCCUAACAACGGUGGCGUCUACGCAGCGACUGUGUUGGCCAACUCAAUUGCACAAAGUUGGUACCCCAUGAUGUGGCCGUGGCGUGUUCAGACCACUUCUCGUGCAACGGGAUCUGCGUUCGCCAUCGGUUUUGUCAACAGCUACGGUCAGAUUGGUGGGGCAAUUGGACCACAGAUCUUCCAGUCCAAAUAUGCGCCACACUACACUGUGUCAUUUGCCGUGGCCAUGGGCAUCAUCGGCGCUUGUAUCCUGGUCACCUUGUUUACCUGGUGGGUUACGCGGGAAACGGAACGCCAGACGAGGAGGAUCAAGAAAUUGCGCGUGAAGGCUGCGAAGAGAGGAGAAUCGGUGCUGGAUGAUGUCGACGCGAACGCAGAUAUAAAGAGAAAGGAAGAGGUGGGCAUCUCAGCUUAG
This is a messenger RNA of Fonsecaea pedrosoi CBS 271.37, 1608 nucleotides long. RefSeq lists its product as uncharacterized. Lineage: Eukaryota; Fungi; Ascomycota; Eurotiomycetes; Chaetothyriales; Herpotrichiellaceae. Gene Ontology annotation, biological process: transmembrane transport. Gene Ontology annotation, molecular function: transmembrane transporter activity. The coding region runs from base 1 to 1608 and encodes 535 amino acids. The record is from RefSeq and is a predicted model, not a curated record. Gene Ontology annotation, cellular component: membrane. The transcript is spliced from 7 exons.